This is a messenger RNA of Chinchilla lanigera (long-tailed chinchilla), 841 nucleotides long. RefSeq lists its product as uncharacterized. Gene Ontology annotation, cellular component: motile cilium. Gene Ontology annotation, biological process: cilium assembly. The record is from RefSeq and is a predicted model, not a curated record. Lineage: Eukaryota; Metazoa; Chordata; Mammalia; Rodentia; Chinchillidae.
CUGUAUUUAUCCAGUGACCACAGGACCUUCCUGAGGUCAGCCAAGAAGUCCUGGCUCCAGGAGGUGCACCUGACGGACGAGGCCUCAUACCUAGCCAGGUGGCAGGCCACCUUCCUGGACCCCCAGCUGCGCCUGGAGCAUGAAGGGCUCCCGGUCCGGGCAAAUGAAAAAAUUCUCAUCUAUCACUGUCAGACAAAUCAGGGCCUGGCAGUCCACCGGCAGCUUUUCUUAAGGACCUAUUUUGGGAAGGAAGUUGAGGUUGCUGCUCACACACAUCUGGAUUCACACAGAGCUGAGAAGCCAAAGAACUACUGGAUGUUGGUCACUGGGAAUCCCACGGAUGCCUCGUCCACCAUGCUGGGCCUGCGUAGACAGUCGGCCGAGGACACUGGUACCAUGGUGCCGGCUGUGGUCUGUCACACAGAGUGACAUGUCAGGCACAUGUGUGAUCUGAGCUCAGCUCUAUCAGAUCCACCUUUAAAGGACAUUGCCAGGCUCCAUCAUGCCUUGAGCCAUUCUGAGUAAAGUGGGGAGCUCUCUGAACAUGACAUUGACAUUAAAGCAAAGGCUGUAUUAAGAUCAGUGAGUCCAUAGUGGGAUUCACAGGAACACAGCUCUGGGGAACAAACAGCCUUGGAAAUGGCAAAUGGGGGCUUUUUGGCCAUAGCCAAAUCCUGAAGAACUCAGCAGCUCCUGGUUGGAGCCUGACCCACAGCAGGUCCUACCAGGACAGUUACUUCAGAGAGCUGUCCAUAAGAAAGCUUUCCCCUCCACUGUACAGUGGGGGGUAGCUGUGGGCUGAGGUCUCGUCUUGGCAUUAAAAACUUCCCUCCCAGGAAAA